Xiphophorus hellerii (green swordtail) is the source of this 2222-nucleotide messenger RNA. RefSeq names its product phenylalanyl-tRNA synthetase 2, mitochondrial (gene fars2). Lineage: Eukaryota; Metazoa; Chordata; Actinopteri; Cyprinodontiformes; Poeciliidae. Gene Ontology annotation, molecular function: tRNA binding; phenylalanine-tRNA ligase activity; ATP binding. Bases 338 to 1708 code for a protein of 456 amino acids. The transcript has 11 exons. Gene Ontology annotation, biological process: phenylalanyl-tRNA aminoacylation. The record is from RefSeq and is a predicted model, not a curated record. Gene Ontology annotation, cellular component: cytoplasm; mitochondrion.
UUUGUUUCCGGCUCCUGCGGCGUCUGUCAGCCUGACGGACUGCUCUGCUCUCAGAUCAAUAAAGGAGGAUUUCCUUCAGUCCCAGCCGACCGGACCGACUCUUCCCCACUCAUCCUCUGAAUCCUGCAGAUCAGGAGCAGCUUCUGUCUCACCGGGCCGCAGCGCCUCUCAUCCUCCGUCACGCCUCAUCUCCCAGUCCCAGAUCAAGGACCGCGGCGUCUCGGCCAUCGAUCGCUUCCUCCCGUGUUCAGACGGCGGAAGAACCCGUCUGGGACCCGAGCCGGACCGCUGCAGAUCGACCGGCCUCCUCUGUGGAGAGCUCCAUGGACGCCUCGUCAUGAUGUUGGGUUCUUCGUUCUUCCCCUGCGCCCGGCUCCGGACCCGCCCUCUGCUCCGCCGCCUGCUCUCGGAGUUCCGGCCCGGCGGCGGCCCGGCACCGUCCAGGCGGCUCGGCACCGAGGGCCACACCCUGCAGCCUGUGAUUGGCCAGGACUCCAUCGAGCUGCUGGGCCACUCCUACCCCCGCGACGACUUCACCAACGUCACGCCGAAGAUCCUGGCCAAGGUGGGCUUCCACCUGCAGAACCAGCCGUACCACCCGCUGUGGCUCAUCAAGGAGCGGAUCAAAGCUCACUUCUACAGCUCCUACGUCGGUCGCUGGGGCAACCCUCUGUUCUCCGUCCACGACAACCUGAGUCCAGUGGUGACGGUGCAGCAGAACUUUGACAGCCUGCUGAUUCCUCCUGAUCAUCCCAGCAGGAAGCCAGGCGAUAACUACUACCUGAACAGAACCACCAUGCUGCGGGCCCACACCUCGGCCCACCAGAGGGAGCUGGUCCGGUCCGGUCUGGACGCCUUCCUGCUGGCCGGAGACGUGUACCGGCGGGACGAGAUCGACGCCAGCCACUACCCGGUCUUCCACCAGAUGGAGGGGGUCCGACUCUUCUCCGACCACGAGCUGUUCUCCAGGGUCCGCGGCGGGGACGAGCUGAGCCUGUUCGAGCGCGGCGGGCGCCGGACCGCCCAGAAGCAGGAGAGCCACAGCCUGGAGGCCGUCAAGCUGGUGGAGUUUGACCUGAAGACCACCCUGACCCGACUCGUCACACACCUGUUUGGACCAGACGUGGAGGUCAGGUGGAUCGACUGCCACUUCCCCUUCACCCACCCCUCCUUUGAGAUGGAGGUGCGUUUCCAGGGCGACUGGAUGGAGGUGCUGGGCUGCGGCGUGAUGGAGCAGGAGCUGCUGCUGUCGGCCGGCGCUGGGAACAAGCUGGGCUGGGCGUUCGGUUUGGGUCUGGAGCGGCUGGCCAUGAUCCUCUACAGCAUCCCGGACAUCCGGCUGUUCUGGAGUCGGGACGAACGAUUCCUCAAACAGUUCAGGGUGGACGACAUCCAGACGCCCAUCUGCUUCCAGCCUCUGAGUAAAUACCCGCCGCUCCACAACGACAUUUCCUUCUGGCUGCCGGACGCCGACCGCUUCACGGAGAACGACUUCUACGAACUCGUUCGCUCGGUGGGCGGAGACCUGGUGGAGAAAGUUACUCUGGUGGACGACUUCACUCACCCCAGGACGGGCCGGCGGAGUCACUGCUACCGCAUCGUCUACCGCCACACGGAGCGAACUUUGACCCAGCAGGAGGUCCGGCGGGUCCACCAGCAAAUCGAGCGGACGGCGGAGACGGAGCUGGGCGUCCAGGGCCGGUUCUGACUCUGAGCGGCGUAGAUCUACACACACAGAGCCUGAGCGCCGCGGGGAGAGUCACUCUGCUGCAGCUGCUGCUGCAGGCGGUUCACAGGCUGCUGCAGCACUUCGUCAUCCUCCCUCUGCUCCUCUUCAGCCUUAACGUGUGAAUCUGACGGCGCCUUCAGUUUCCAUAAACAUGGUCUGUGCGUCGAGCACCAGCUGCUGCAGCGCCAGGCUGCUGCAGCGCCAGCUGCUGCAGCGCCAGGCUGCUGCAGCGCCAGGCUGCUGCAGCGCCAGGCUGCUGCAGCGCCAGGCUCCUGGACCCUGAUGACUUCCUGUUUCUGAAAUCAUUUAAUGUUAAAUUACUCAUAAAAACUCAUCUAGUUUAAAAACCUGCUGUGUAAAAUUAAUUUGACUUGAACCUUUUUGGAAGGUUCCUGUUUGGAAACAGGAAGAAAUUUUUCUGAAAUGUUUUUGGAAAUUAUGUUUUGAAUGUUGACUAAAGAGGAAAAGUUAAUAAAAAAAACGUUUGCACUAA